UCCCCUUCCCCUUCUCUCCAUCUUCGCCUUCAUCAUCGCCAUUCACCACCAUCUUUCAGUUACGCUUCUUUUUCUUUUGUUCUUUCAUAGACAUAGCCGUAGACAGAGUGAGCUGUUAACUCUCUCUCUCUCUCUCUCUUCUUUCUCUCUCUUCUGCUAUAUUUGUUAUAGCGGAGAGGCUUAGGGUGGGGGUUUGCUUUCUUGAAGGGUCUCCUCCUCCAUCUCUCUCUCUCUCUCUCUUUCUGAAAUCUCCCGGAUUUCCUCUCUGAUCAUCCAUCCUUAAUUAUUGCCCGCUUUCCCCAUUAAAUAAAAAACAAGAAGCUCAAAUUCAAUUCACGCACACACACACACAGAGGAUUAUCAUUAUGCUGAGCUUUUAAAGGGGAAAAAAUGCACUCUUUUCUGCCUUAACUACAGCCUCCCAAAAAUCAUGGCUUCCCCUGAUUUCCCUCUGCUUCCGUUUCAUCCUCCUCACAGCUCAAUGCCAUGCCCCUUCUUGUAGUACUUUUACUACCCAGCCGCACUGUAGCAGCAAAAAUGGUGUUUUAGAGAGAGAGAGAAAUGGUUGGUCUGACAGUGUUAUGGUGGAGAGCAGAGUGAGAGUGGGCGGCUACUCUGUUUUCCUGCUGCAGCGGGGUUGUCUAGUUGGUGCUGAGUGGAGGGAGGAGGGAGGGAGAGUUGGGAUGGAGUACUCCGGAGGAGCAGGCGGGUCUAGUGGGGACCACCACCACGACGGCGACGGUGGCGGCGGCGGCUCCUCCUCCUCCGACCCUCUUCGCCGGAAGAAACGAUACCACCGCCAUACUACCCACCAGAUUCAGACGCUUGAAGCAAUGUUCAAGGAAUGCCCUCACCCGGAUGAGAAACAGAGGCAGCUGUUGAGCAGAGACUUGGGCUUAGCUCCAAGGCAGAUCAAGUUUUGGUUCCAGAACAGAAGAACCCAAAUGAAGGCCCAGCAUGAGCGGGCUGAUAACUGCGCCCUCAGGUCGGAGAACGACAGGAUCCGUUGCGAGAACAUAGCGAUCCGGGAGGCGCUGAAGACCGUGAUAUGCCCGUCGUGCGGGACACAGCCCACGGCCGAGGAUUCUUACUUCGAUGAGCAGAAGAUGAGAAUGGAGAAUGCCCAGUUGAAAGAAGAGCUCGAUCGGGUUUCCAGCGUUGCUGCUAAGUACAUUGGGAGGCCGAUUUCGCAGCUACCUCCGGUCCCACCAAUGCACAUUUCCUCCCUGGACCUGUCAAUGGGCAGCUUCGGGGCCCAAGAGAUGGUUGGUGGGCCCUCGCUCGAUCUCGACCUUGAUCUCCAUCCGGGCAGCUCCUCGGCAGGACUGCCGGGGUUUCCCUUUCAGCCUAUGGUCUUCUCGGACAUGGACAAGUCCCUCAUGGCAGAAAUCGGAGCCAGUGCCAUGGAAGAGCUUCUCAGGCUCAUUGAGACGAAUGAGCCCCUAUGGAUGAAGUCUCCGAGUGAUGGGAAGGAUGUACUCGACACUGAGAGCUACAGUCAGAUGUUCCCUCGAGCUAAUUCCCAGUUGAAGAACCCAAAUAUUCGGCCCGAGGCAUCAAGAGAUUCCCAGGUUGUGAUGAUGAAUGCCCUUGCAUUGGUCGAUAUGUUUAUGGACCCGGAUAAAUGGAUGGAGCUUUUCCCGACAAUAGUCUCGAUUGCGAAAACCAUUGAAGUGAUAUCAUCUCCGAUGCUAACCAGUCACAAUGGUUCCUUGCAACUGAUGUAUGAAGAGUUGCAACUUCUUUCCCCGGUAUUGCCAGCCCGAGAAUAUUUCAUCCUCCGUUACUGUCAGCAGAUCAAGCAAGGCUUGUGGGCCAUAGCUGAUGUUUCAUAUGACAUUUCACGGCAUGACCAAUUUGCCUCUCCGAGUGGAUCUCGCCGGCUCCCUUCUGGGUGCCUCAUCCACGACCUCCCUAAUGGAUACUCCAAGGUAACGUGGGUCGAACAUGUGGAAGUGGAAGAGAAAUUGCCGGCUCAUCGGUUUUACAGGGACCUCAUCUACAGUGGCUUAGCAUUCGGGGCAGAGCGGUGGCUCGCCACCCUCGAGAGGAUGUGCGAGAGAAUUGCUUGUUUAAUGGGGAUGGGAAGUGCAACUCGAGAUCUCGGAGUGAUUCCGCCGCCUGAAGGCAAGAGAAGCAUGAUGAAGCUCGCCCACAGGAUGGUGAGCAAUUUUUGCGCUAGUAUCGGGGCAUCCUCUAGUAGGCAACAGAAGUGGACCACCCUCUCAAGUGCUGACGAGAUGGGAGUACGAAUAGCUCUUCACAGAAACACGGACGUGGGACAACCAAAUGGAGUAGUUCUCAGAGCUGCAACCACGAUUUGGCUCCCGAUCUCCCCCCAAAGUAUCUUCAAUUUCUUCAAGGACGAAAGAACCCGGCCACAGUGGGAUGUACUCUCCAAUGGUAACGCGGUGCAAGAGGUUGCCCAUAUAGCAAAUGGUUCCCAUCCGGGAAACUGCAUAUCUGUUCUUCGGGCUUUCAACACGAGCCAAAACAACAUGCUAAUCCUCCAGGAGAGCUGCGUAGACUCAUCCGGCUGCCUAGUGGUCUACUGCCCCGUGGACCUGCCCGCAAUCAACUUGGCAAUGAGCGGGGAGGACACAUCUUACAUCCCGCUGCUCCCAUCGGGUUUCGCAAUUUCACCGGAUGGUAGGACAGGUCCCUCAGGGGAGGGGACAUCAUCAUCGUCCAGCUCAAGCAGGGCCUCGAGCGGGGGCGGGUCUCUGGUGACAGUGGCGUUCCAGAUAUUGGUGAGCAGUCUGCCGACCUCGAAGCUGAGCCUCGAGUCAGUAGACACCGUAAAUCACCUCAUCUCCACAACUGUCCAGCAAAUAAAGGCUGCCCUGAACUGUCCUGCUUCUUAAAUUCGACCCGAUCCACCACUUACUGCGGCUACUACCACCACAACUACAAUCCUCUGCUUCUUCUGAUCCCAAUUUCUGCCGAAGUUACUGCACAACUGCUUCUCUCUUUUUCACCUGCACGAUCUUUAAUUACACAGUCUGGGGAGGAGGCUUUCUCUCAGAGCCCGCACUGUCCUGUUGGGAAGGAUUAGUUGAGGACUUCAAUGCCCCUUUCAUCCACAAGCAACUGAAUUUACUGCCCUGGUCUCUCCCUGGUCCUGGUCCCGGUCCCUGUGCCGAUGGAGUACGGCAAAUCCCAUUGUGGACUGAUCACCCAGCCUGGAGAAAUAUUCCUUAAAACCGGGUUAGUUGUAUAGAUUGACUGCUGCUGAGAUUCCAAAACACACAGCGGUAGGGUUACUAUUGACUCAAUCUGAAUCAUUACUUGUUCGCUCUUUUUGGGAGUUAUUAAGGACAGGAAGUCAAGAACGCACCGUACAGGAGGUUUCCGAGCUUGGUCUAGUCUUUUUCUACCAUACCACACACUACACAAAUGUUAUGUUUUGUGUUCAUGAUUCUUUUGGUUUUUGCCUUUUGUCUUCGAUGAGUACUUCUGAUGUUUCCAUUGAUGUCUGUGACCUAGCAAAGGAAUUGUAUGGUUCGGGUAUUGACUUCUGUUACCACAUGGAUUCUUAUAUAUGUCUAAAUAUCAUUUAUAUGCA
Molecule: messenger RNA, 3565 nt
Organism: Punica granatum (pomegranate)
Lineage: Eukaryota; Viridiplantae; Streptophyta; Magnoliopsida; Myrtales; Lythraceae
Source: RefSeq, a predicted model, not a curated record